UGAAAAAACAGCCGCGCCGAACUGUCAAUCUGCGCGCGACCCAGACAGACCUCGGCCCUGCGGCCCGCGGUGAGAGACGCGUCAUUGUUGGCCGAGAGCCGCUGAUUCCGAUGAAACGCGCGCUGCGAUUGGCUGGCCUCCCCGAGAUGCUCGCGCACACGUCUCUCUCCCUUUGUUAUUGUAGUGAGCGAGAGUUGAGGCUUCGGGAGCAGCAGGAUGUGCGCGGGGAAGCGGAGCGGCUGAUUGACUGAUAUCGGCUCGGAGGGACGAAGACUCACACAGCCGUUAGAGUUGACGGGGGCGCGGGAGCCAGAAAAUAGCCGGGAUCGCGCACCGAUUCCCAUCUGUCCCCUGCAUUUAAAGUUGUUCUUUUCAUGUGUGAGUGAGGAUGUCGGUGAACCCCCCCAGCAGCAGUGAUGCCUGCCUGAGCAUCGUGCACAGCUUGAUGUGCCACCGGCAGGGCGGUGAGAAUGAAGGCUUUGCCAAGCGUGCCAUUGAGAGCCUCGUCAAAAAGCUGAAGGAGAAGAAGGAUGAGCUGGACUCGCUGAUCACAGCCAUCACAACCAAUGGGGUGCAUCCCAGCAAGUGUGUCACCAUUCAGAGGACUCUAGAUGGCCGACUGCAGGUCGCUGGGCGAAAGGGCUUCCCUCAUGUCAUCUAUGCCCGGCUGUGGCGCUGGCCUGAUCUGCACAAGAACGAGCUCAAGCAUGUCAAGUUCUGCCAGUUUGCCUUUGACCUCAAGUAUGACAACGUUUGUGUGAACCCCUAUCAUUAUGAGAGGGUGGUGUCGCCCGGCAUCGUGGGCCUUAGUAUCCAGAACACAGGUCGGCUCAUCAAAGAGGAGUACAUUCAUGAUUGCAUACAGAUGGAUGUCCCUCCCAGAAUGCCCUCCCAAUCCGAUCACCAGGGUGCGUUGAAGCUGCGUCCCCCUGAGCACUAUAGCCAGCCCUUGCCACCGCUGCAGUUACCUCCUGAGCCACCCCGUGCACCCCCGCCUGUCACCCUGUACCCCAACAUCCCUAUGUCCCCACCCGCUACCAGCUCCAUGCUGUCCAUGCAAGGAGGGCACGGCGAGGGACUCCUGCAGAUCGCCUCACCUCAAGGCCAAGGCAUGGCUCCGACGCCACCCCCCUCGACUCCCACGCAUGUUCCACCCCAGCCCCCUCCCCCUCAGAAUGGCUACAGCAACUCCAAACACACAUCAGGCCAAGGAGCGUUCCGCACCACGUGGACAGGCAGCAGCACGGCCUCCUACACUCCCAUAGGACCCCAGCAGACUGGACGGGGUCACCAGCAGCCGCCCCUCCACCACCCUUCCCAUUAUUGGUCUCAGCAUCAAAAUUCAACCUCCUUUCCUCCACCUGUUUCCAGCCAUCCAGGCCCAGAGUUCUGGUGCUCCAUCUCCUACUUUGAGAUGGAUGUGCAGGUUGGGGAGAUGUUCAAGGUUCUGGCCAGCUGCCCAGUGGUGACUAUCGAUGGCUAUGUGGACCCUUCUGGAGGUGACCGCUUCUGUCUGGGCCAGCUAAGCAACGUGCACCGCACUGACGCCAGCGAGAGGGCCAGGCUGCACAUUGGGAAAGGGGUGCAACUGGAGUGUCGCGGGGAGGGUGAUGUGUGGAUGCGCUGCCUGAGCGACCACGCCGUUUUCGUUCAGAGCUACUACCUGGACCGGGAGGCAGGUAGAGCACCAGGUGAUGCUGUGCACAAAAUCUACCCCGGGGCAUACAUCAAGGUGUUUGACCUGCGCCAGUGUCACAGGCAGAUGCAGCAGCAGGCAGCCACCGCCCAGGCUGCCGCAGCCGCACAGGCCGCUGCCGUGGCGGGGAAUAUCCCAGGACCGGGCAGCGUAGGCGGCAUCGCCCCGGCAGUCAGCCUAUCUGCAGCUGCGGGCAUCGGGGUGGACGACCUGCGGCGGCUCUGUAUCCUGCGGCUCAGCUUUGUGAAGGGCUGGGGGCCAGACUACCCCCGACAGAGCAUCAAGCACACCCCCUGCUGGGUGGAGGUGCACCUGCACCGGGCACUGCAGCUGCUGGAUGAGGUCCUGCACACCAUGCCGCUGGCCGACCCUGGGCCUGCCAACUGAGCCGCUGCAGUGGGGCAGCCACUGACAGCGGGCUUUUGUGUUGCUCCAACCUUGCAUGCUUUUGUCCACACGUGCGAAUAUGUGGGCUGACUCGGCUGACGUCUUUGAUGCAGGCAGAUCGUGGGAUUAGAUUUUCAGAGGCCCCGCUGAAGUCACAGACCCACAGUCACAGCAGAAGCACAGAAUGCAGCUGCCCUGCCCUGCUCUAAAAUAAUACCACACCGGCAUGCAUAACAAUUCUUUCUCCCUUCUCUGGGCUUAGAGAACUAACACAAUGGCCCGCUUUAUGGCUAAGGAGAGGACGCUGGACCGAACUGCCCGAAAUGUAAAACUAACAGCAGGCUGAAUCGCACUGAGAGACCUUGGGCUGCUGAAGAUGUGUUCAGUGAUGCUCAUGAUGCUCAGUGAAUCCCUGCAAAGUCAUCCACCCUCAGUAAUAAGACACUUUUGCCACAGCAUCUCAAGAACCAAAACCAAGAGAAGAGUUAAAGAAUUAUAUACAUGCAUUUCUUGCUGCUGAAGUGCUUUUUGUUUUCCUGUUAUAGUUAUCAGCAUAACCGUUAGUUGUAUUUAACUAGCUUUACUUGUUGGGAUUUUUUUUCUCAAGCUCACAUUCUUCUUCUGCCAAAAUGCAAAAAUACCAAAACAGAAAACCAAAAAACAGAGUAGUGUUGAUGAUGAUUAUACAGAGUAAUAUGUGAUCAUUGCCAAAAUUGCAUAACUCACCAAAGUCAAAUUAUAGUACCUCAGACAGUGUGAGCUCACAUUUUUAUAUCAGUAUCCACAGGUGAAUAAUGUAUAUAUGUAGUCUCUGAUCCUUGAUCCUGGGGGUUUGGCCUGUGAAACAAUAGAUUACUUUAUAAGGCUAAACUCAUCAGUUUGGCGAUUCAGUACAUUCCACCUGAAAGGCCCCAAGUAUGAGGUUCCAUCUGAUCCUGCAACUUCGUUGUAUUUCCCUUCUUUUGGGAACUACAAAAUUGAGUCUUGCUCAAGAAAAUUGAUGUUUGGCUUUUCUUACCAAGGCCUAGUGUUAGAGGCGUAGAAUUAGAUUUUUUUCAGUUUUAAAUUUUGUAAUUUAUUUUUUUCUCUGUGUCUCGUUUUUAUGACUAUUUGUUGCAUUCCAGCUCUCACCGAUGUUUGUUAAAACAAACCACAAAAUUGACAGAGUACGCACACACACUGUCUGAAACCCCUUGUCCCUAGC
Messenger RNA from Scleropages formosus (Asian bonytongue), 3287 nucleotides. RefSeq names its product mothers against decapentaplegic homolog 4-like. Gene Ontology annotation, biological process: cell differentiation; regulation of transcription by RNA polymerase II; SMAD protein signal transduction. Gene Ontology annotation, cellular component: heteromeric SMAD protein complex. Bases 389 to 2083 code for a protein of 564 amino acids. Gene Ontology annotation, molecular function: I-SMAD binding; RNA polymerase II cis-regulatory region sequence-specific DNA binding; DNA-binding transcription factor activity, RNA polymerase II-specific. NCBI's taxonomy places the organism in Eukaryota, Metazoa, Chordata, Actinopteri, Osteoglossiformes, Osteoglossidae. The transcript is spliced from 12 exons. The record is from RefSeq and is a predicted model, not a curated record.